ACAGAAGCCACAGCAAUGAAGCACCACACUGCAGCAAUCCUGCUCCUCUUCUGGCUUGGCGUCUUCACUCUGCACACAGUCAAAGGGAGUGCUAGUAGUCAGUCCAUGCGCAAAUUCAGUUGUGUAACUCUGUCUACAAAGCAGCUGAACAUCCGAAAUCUUGUGAGCUAUGAAAAGCAGCAAGUACCAACAAAUGCCGUCAUGUUUAUCACGGCAGGAGGUAUCAGAAUCUGUGUAAGUCCUGAUCAGAGAUGGGUGAAGACUGCUAUAAAGAGAAUAGAUGAGAGACGUGCUGCCAAACGAAAAUAAUCCAAGCAUCUAAGGCCAAC
This is a messenger RNA of Hirundo rustica (Barn swallow), 329 nucleotides long. Its product is annotated as lymphotactin-like. The record is from RefSeq and is a predicted model, not a curated record. Gene Ontology annotation, cellular component: extracellular region. Lineage: Eukaryota; Metazoa; Chordata; Aves; Passeriformes; Hirundinidae. Gene Ontology annotation, biological process: positive regulation of GTPase activity; immune response; lymphocyte chemotaxis. Bases 16 to 309 code for a protein of 97 amino acids. The transcript has 3 exons. Gene Ontology annotation, molecular function: chemokine activity; CCR chemokine receptor binding.